This is a messenger RNA of Populus trichocarpa (black cottonwood), 1527 nucleotides long. Its product is annotated as beta-amyrin 28-monooxygenase. The record is from RefSeq and is a predicted model, not a curated record. The transcript has 3 exons. Gene Ontology annotation, biological process: sterol metabolic process. Gene Ontology annotation, molecular function: monooxygenase activity; oxidoreductase activity, acting on paired donors, with incorporation or reduction of molecular oxygen; iron ion binding. NCBI's taxonomy places the organism in Eukaryota, Viridiplantae, Streptophyta, Magnoliopsida, Malpighiales, Salicaceae. The coding region runs from base 1 to 1428 and encodes 475 amino acids.
AUGGAAAUUUUUUACCUCAACCUCUUCUUUGCUGUCUUCUUCAUUUCCAUUAUCGUUCACAAACAUAGAUCAAAAUUCAAGCACCCUAACCUUCCUCCUGGCAGUUCAGGCCUCCCUUAUAUUGGGGAGACCCUUGAGCUCUUGUUGACAGGAUGCAAAGGCCAUCCUCAAAAGUUUUUCCUUGACCGUAAAGCUAAAUACGCAUCAGAAGUAUUCAAAACAAACCUUUUCUGUCAGCCUGCAGCAGUUUUGUGUGGUGCUGCAGGUAACAAGUUCUUGUUCUCCAAUGAGAACAAGGUUCUUAAAGCUUGGUAUCCAGACUUUGUGUGCAAAAUAUUUCCCUCUUCAGUUCAGAGGUCACUCAUUGAACAAGUUGAUCGACUGCGCACUUUGCUCCCUGAAUUUUUGAGACCUGAUGCCUUGAAGAGAUACGUUGGCAUCUUCGAUACGGUUGCCGGAAGACACUUUGCAUCAGAAUGGGAAAAUAAAGAAGUUGUGGUUGUGUUCCCUCUAGCAAAGAGCUUUACAUUUGGGUUAGCUUGUAGCUUGUUUCUUAGUAUUGAAGACCCCGACCACAUUGCAAAACUUGCUAGCCCAUUUAACCUUGUAGUUUCCGGUAUUUUUUCUAUCCCAAUUGAUUUACCUGGAACUCCACUCAACCGUGCCAUCAAGGCCGCAAACUUUAUUAGAACAGAGCUUUUUGCGAUUAUUAAGCAAAGAAAAAAAGAUCUAGCAGAGGGAAAGGCAUCACCCAAGCAAGAUAUAUUGUCACACAUGCUGUUGGCAUGCGAUGAGAAGGGAGCAUUUAUGAGUGAGCUAAGCAUUGCUGACACAAUUCUUGCACUAUUAGCCAGUGCACAUGAGAGCACCAGUGCAGCUUGUGCAUUCAUUGUCAAGUAUCUUGCUGAGUUACCUCAUAUUUAUGAAGGAGUUUACAAAGAGCAAAUGGAGAUAUCUGAAACCAAAGCUCCUGGCGAUGAGUUGUUAAACUGGAAUGAUAUUCAAAAGAUGAGAUAUUCUUGGAAUGUAAUUCGUGAAGUGUUGAGACUUUGUCCAACCUUUCCUAAUGUUAGAGAAGCCAUCCAUGGCUUCGAUUUCAAUGGUUUCUCAAUUCCGAAGGGUUGGAAGGUGUAUUGGAAUGCAAACUCGACGCAUAGAAAUCCAGAAUACUUCCCAGAACCCGAAAGAUUCGAUCCUUCCAGAUUUGAAGGGACCGGACCAGCUCCUUACACAUUUGUUCCAUUUGGUGGAGGACCCAUGAUGUGCCCUGGACAAGGGUUUGCUCGCCUAGAAAUGCUUAUUUUCAUGCACAAUCUGGUGAAAAGGUUCAAGUUUGAUAAAUUUGUUGCAGAAGAGAAGAUAAUGUUUAGUCCGAUGCCAAUACCUGAAAAGGGAGUUCCCAUUCGCCUCUUUCCUCACAGACCUUAGAGAACCAGAUCCCCCCCUCCCCCGGGUUAUCUGUACUUGCAAGUAAAGGGAAAAACAAUUUUUUUUGGUCAUUAAUCAUUAUUUUUUAUUUUUAAUUCA